GAAACGAUCAACUUUUUUGCAUGUCCAAUUGUUCUAUGAAAAUGGCCUCCAAGCAGUGUGCCGGUUUCGUUGUUUUAUUCUCCCUGCAAAUUUGGCGGGUAAAUUUGCUACACCUGCAUUGCAGGAGCGGGGUCGUGAUCUGAAGUUACAUUUCGCUCUAUUUAAUGCUGCGUUUAUCUUCAACCCCCACGCUAAAUCGUGUUACAUUAUGAGUGUCUUGCCCUUCAAUCAUCUUCUUCUCUGAGUACCGAGUAAAUUUCUCUUGCCGCUCAUUAUGUUUUCGCUACAUAACCGGGAAUUGUCCCCACGAGCGGAAUUUACGGACGUCAGCAUCCAAAGCACGGAUGGAUUGCUGCCAGGUCCAAAAUCGAAAACCCCUGAAAUAUCCUAUAGAACUAGCCUAGGAACUCGCUAUGUCGGUUUCCUUGGUUUGAUUAGUACAACAAUCUUCAGCAGUCUCCUUCUAGUAGCAGAUAAACGAAAUGCAUCGCUAUCUGGCGGUGUCGUCUACGACUUGAUCGUUGAAAAUCGUGCCUCCGUCCAGAUUGUUGUUCAAAUCAUCGCAGCUGCACUCGGACUUGUUCAGGUAACGGCGAUAUGUCGACUUUUCAACUAUGCUACUCGAAUACGAUUGAAACAACGAGCGAUUUCACUCAGUCUGCUGAACUUCUGGAACGGAGUCAGUCUAGCUUCGAUGCGAUGGGACUUGCGUUGGAUGCAUGUUCUGCUUCUUCUGAUGUUCACCCUCAUUUGUGCAAUUCCUUCUGCAUUAUGGGCUGGUGCAAUUACGCCUAUCGACGCGUCUAAAUCUUUUCCAACGACUGUCAUCAUCCCCCAGUACUCAAACAUGACUUCAGUCAAAGAGUGGCCUUCCGAGAUUGAUGCGGAUGGUCCUCAAUUCAGAACCGAGAAAGGCUAUUUCACUUAUUCUCCUGCCAUGCAUUACCUUGGACUUCUUUCACAAUCUCUAUCUACCGCUACAACUAUGGACGGUUCGCCACGCCAGCAUGCAAAGUUCGAUAACUCGAAAUACCUGUACGUUGGUCGGUCAUACGGAAUAGGCGCAUCAGUAGGCCUUGUCGAUGAUGAAAUCUUGGGCGAUACCAUUGCCACGGGGUAUACAUACCAGGAGGUAGGGUACGCAGCUAUGACUAAGUGUAUCUACAAUCAAACCUCUGAUUUCACCUUGGUUCACAAUGGAUUACAGUUGUUUGCAGCUAGGGGACGACUGCCCGACUCUGGUACCAACACUACAGGAGAAUAUUCUGUCUACCUUGGACAUUCAACUAAUUCUCUCGUUGCCAUUGGGGUUGCUGCCGCAAAUACAGGUUACAACCCAAGGUACCUUGCCAUUGCGGCUGGAAGUGAUUAUGAUUAUCUGAACACGACUCAAUGCAGGACUGAGUUUAUUCCAUCACUUUUCAACGUGUCUGUCGCGCUCGCAGGCAGAAACAUUACCGUCACACGAGCGAACGUGUCGACAGAAGACAUUGAACCUAGUGGUAAUCUUACGCAUGUAGUGGAAAGACAGUUUGAGUUGGCUUCUAAUGAUUUGACUGGUAUUUAUCAGAGCGUCAUUGGAUCAGCACUGAAUUUCAGCAUCGCUGAUUAUCAAUCCUACGUAGACAGCCCUUCCUUCAACGAUAUCAGGCCCACCGAUGAAGAGAUAAGUUUGACUGGAAUCGAGAAUUCUGUCACAGCAAUGAUGGAUGAUCUUCUAGUCGCAUACGCGAGCGCACAAUUGAUGAUCGCGAACGAUACUAAGACCGUAAAUGCUACAGUCACCUACGCCGCAGUUCGCCUCGGUCAGCCUAUUUAUGUAUACUCGGUUUUCAUGGUUAAUCUUGCAAUCAUACUUAUAGUUACACUGGAAGCCGUCCGGACUCGGAGCUGGACGCUUCUUACACCAUUUGAUUAUAAUGAUUUGAGCUCGCUUGCAACUGCUAGCUCUAGAGGUGGAUAUCAUUUGGCUAAUGCUCUUACGGCUGUUGCCCGAAAGGUGGAGAAUGUUGACACGGAUUUGAUAUUACGACAGACGAGUACUGGAUUUACUUUAGGGUUGGCGUCGGUAGAAACAGAGGAGAAAUUUCACGGUUGGAUAUGAUUGUUUCAAUAGAAAAUUGUUGUGCCACCAGACAUAAAUUUCUCUGGUGGUUUCUGUAUUUUUAAUUCAAAAAGUUAAUUAACGUUUAAUUUCAACA
Messenger RNA from Botrytis cinerea B05.10, 2201 nucleotides. RefSeq lists its product as hypothetical. The transcript has 2 exons. The record is from RefSeq and is a predicted model, not a curated record. NCBI's taxonomy places the organism in Eukaryota, Fungi, Ascomycota, Leotiomycetes, Helotiales, Sclerotiniaceae. Bases 275 to 2104 code for a protein of 609 amino acids.